CCAGCUCAUUUGCAUUCUGCUGUCUGGAGGCUGGGUUAGAAACAGGAGAGCAGACUCUGGAUCCAUCAGAGGUGAUUUCCCAAAAGUGCUUGCCCUCUGAUUCAGGUUGCCAAAAUGCUUUUCAAAGGGACUUUUCUUGAAAAUGAUACAGAGCAGUCACUCCUUGAAGGCACCUUCAGAGAGUUCAUUCCACACUGCAUUUCCAGAGCCACUGUUGCACCUUCAUUCACUUGAUUCUCCUGAGCUCCCAUCUCUCCACAGGGACACUUUGGUUCUCUACACGAGGAUCCCCAGGACAAGCAGAAUUAAGUUUUCCCAGGCUCACGGGGCUGCAGGUGAUGCUGCCUGAGGGAUGGGGAAUGAUGGCUGAGCACUGCUUGCUAAGGGGCUUAAGUGUUCAUUAAUUACCACACAUGGACAUAGCAGCGCCAGCCCAGGGCUGGGCUUUGCUGGCAUUCAGCUCUGUGUGAAGCCAGGUACAGCCACAGCCACUGGCUGAGGGAGACACAGCCUUGGGGACACCCCUGCCUUGGGGACACCCCUGCCUUGGGGACACCCCCCAGGCUGAGUAAGCUGAGCACUUUGCUUUGCAGCCUGACCCACAGUGCUGCUCCAGCAGCCAGACCCUUUCAAAGUCCAGGCUCUGCAAAGUCCAGGCUCUGCAAAGUCCAUUCCUGGGCUUUGUUAAAGCAGAUCUGCUUCAGAGCUGAUCCUGCACAGUGGGCAAGAGCAGGGCCUGCAUUCAUCAGCCCUCUGAGGAGUAGGUGGGAGAGCCAGGUGUCUGCAGCUGGGCUUAAGAGACAGAAGUCAUGACCCAAGAGCAACUGUGGCAUGUCCUGGAUCCAUCCUGGGGAGACCUUCGUGCCCUCUGGGCUCUGCUCUACUCAGCUGCAGCUGUGAUGCUUCUGAAAUGGCUGGGAAGGAGGCAGGUCCAGCAGAAGAUGGAUGAGAGAAGGAGGUCUUGGCAUCUGGCCCUGGAGAGAAUGGAGAAGGCGGCUUGCAGGCUGAAACAAGUUCUCCACCCUUUGCAGAACCCAGGCACCCAGACCUCACAAAUCCUCUCGCUGACAGUGGUGGAGCUGGAAGAGAAGCUGAAGGAGGUGUCCCUGUCCCCAGAAAGUGUCCUCUACUCCUACAUGGACAAGGCUUUGGAGAUGAAUCAAGAGGUGAACUGUAUGACAGAGUUCAUUCAUGGAUGUGAGGAUCAGCUCCAGAAACAGAAGAAGCAAAAGGAGAAGGGGCUGCUCUGUGGCAUUCCCAUCAGCAUCAAGGACCACAUUAACUGCAAGGGCCACAUCUCCUCUGGAGGGAUGGUGAAAUUUCUGGGCCAAGUGAAGGAAGAAGACAGCAUCAUUGUCCAGGUUCUAAAGCACCAUGGGGGAAUCCCCUUUGUGAAAACCAACAUCUCACAGACCAUGAUGAAUGCCAUCUACAACUGCAGCAGCCUCAUCUUUGGGCAGACCUUGAACCCCCUCAACCCCCAGAAGAACCCCAGGGGCUCCUCAGGAGGGGAGGCAGCUCUGAUGGCAGGGGGAGGCUCUAUCCUUGGCACGGGCUUGGAUGUGGCUGGCAGCAUCCUCCUGCCCUGCAGCUUCUGCGGGGUCUGCAGCCUCAAACCCACAGGCAGCAGGAUCAGCACACAGGGAGUCAUUGGUGCUCUCACAGGAAUGCAAUCAGGGACAAGCUGGGGCCAUGGCAAGGGAUGUGCCAGCCUGGCCCUGUGCACAAAGGCUCUGCUCUGCCAGGAGAUGCCCCAGGUGCACCCCACCGUGCCCCCCAUCCCCUUCCAUCAGCAGGUUUACACCCGCUCAAAGCCUCUUUGCACCAGGUAUUUCAAAGGAGAUGUUUUCUUCCACAUGAAAUGGGCUGUCCAGCAUAUGAGGAAGCUCCUCCAGGGUGCAGGGCAUACGCUUGUUCCCUGCCCAACAAAGAUUGACUACGUGGUGGAUGAGCUGUUCACCAGAGGGAUCUUCUCUGAUGGGGUGACCCACCUGGUGGACUGCUUCAAAGGAGACAUCGUGGAUCCCAACCUGAAAUCCCAGUACAAUACUGACAGGCUUCCUGCUCUGGUGAAAAGGAUGUUGGCUAUAAUUUUGAAACCCAUAUACCCACGAAUUGCUCAGGAUCUCAGUACUCUCUGUGGAGUGGGAUCUGCCAAAAACCUCUGGGAUCAGCAUGGAGCAGUGGCAGCUUACCACACUGAGUUCAUCACCAAAUGGAGGUAGCUAAGGCUGGAUGUGAUCCUUUGUCCUGUGCUGGGGCCAGCCUCCAACCACAGCUACGCUGGGAAGCUCUUUGCUGCAUCCUCCUGCACCAGUCUGUACAAUGUGAUGAACUUCCCCGCUGGGGCAGUGCCGGUCAGCAGGGCCACGAGAGCCGACCAAGAAGAACUGAAGCACCACCGAGGGCACCUCUGGGACAAGAGGCUGAGAGAGGUCAUGUCAGGAGCCCUGGGGCUGCCCCUGUCCCUGCAGUGCCUGGCAUGCCUGCGCUUCCCGAAGGAGGUGGAGGCUCUUUCCCGUGGCUUGAGGAGAAGCUGGCUGGUCAAAGUGAAGGGCAUGUUGUGGAUGCCAUAA
Messenger RNA from Taeniopygia guttata (zebra finch), 2576 nucleotides. Lineage: Eukaryota; Metazoa; Chordata; Aves; Passeriformes; Estrildidae. The record is from RefSeq and is a predicted model, not a curated record.